AGGAAGGUAGGAGUCAGAUUCAGUUGCCCCAGGACUCUCGGACAGGACAGACAAAAUGGACGCCAAACUGGUUUGCCUUUUGGUCCUCUCCGCUCUGCUUGUACCUGCUCAGCUUGACAAACAUGGGCACGGCCAAGGGCACGGAAAUGGGAAAAAACAUGGGCACGAGCGUGAGCGUGGGCAGGGGCAUGGGCAUGGGCAUGGGCAUGGACCUGGAGAAAAGCAUAAAGAGAUUGAAAAACGAAAACCUGUGGUGGAUUAUGAUUAUGAGGCAACAGAUCCCCCAAGUGAGGAAGAUACUAUCGAUUGGCUGAUCGACCUACAGUAUUUACCAGACAAGUGCGACCCAAACCCCUGCCUCAACAACGGCGUGUGUGAGGCGAAGAACGGCAAGUUUAAAUGUGACUGUCCCAAACCCUUCAAGGGAAAGAAGUGUCAGAGAGCGGAGAGGAUUUGUAAGAAAAACAGAUGUGGACACGGACUGUGCGUCCUGACUUCAAAGCCUCCGUACUACGAAUGCAAGUGCAGGGAUCCGUUCCAGCUGCCGAACUGCAGAACAGUGUCGGUGUGCAAGCCCAGCCCCUGUAAAAACGGGGGGUCAUGCAUCCCAGACGAGAAUAAAUUUAAGUGUGCCUGUCCAGACACCUUCAGCGGAAAGUUCUGUCAUGUUGGGCCGGAUGACUGUUACAAGGACAAUGGGGAGUCCUAUCGAGGCAUGGUGAGUGAGACUGAUGACGGAGAUGACUGUCUGUUCUGGAACUCCCAUUUCCUCCUGGACAAAGGCACUGACCCGUUCACCAUGUACGAGAAUGAGGACGGGCUCGGACCCCACAACUACUGCAGAAAUCCUGAUGGGGACACAAAGCCCUGGUGCUUCAUCAGACAAGGGAAAAGGCUGAAAUGGGACUACUGCAACGUGACGAAGUGUCCCACAACCCCAGUUGGCCCAGACGGGUCCGGAGAGGGACCACCCCCUCCUGUACCUGGAGAGGUCGUGACCCCACCUGGACCUGUAGAGGUCGUGACCCCACCUGGACCUGUGGAGGUAGUGACCCCACCUGGACCUGUGGAGGUAAUGACCCCUCCUGGGCCUGCAGAGAAAGUAACCGCUCCCGCAGUAGUUGAGGUGAAGCCACCAACCGAACCCGAAAAGCCUCCAGCUCCACCCACAAAGCCCGUCGAAGGCACUACAGGGACUAAUCAGACCACCGGGGACCGUGGGAGAGAAUUCGCCACCUGCGGGAAGCCCCAGCCCAGCCGGGUUCUGCAGCGGGUGUACGGGGGUAUGAAGGCCAUCCCUGGGGCCCACCCGUGGCAGGUGUCCGUUCAGGUCCGACCCAUAGGUUCCCUAUGGAGCCAUCAGCACAUCUGUGGGGGGGUGCUCAUCAAACCUUGCUGGGUGCUAACUGCUGGUCACUGCAUAGACCAACAGAAAUCCAUGCAAGUAGUCCUGGGCGGGGUGAACUUAGCGAAGGUCGAGCCCUCAGAUCAGACCGUGGAAGUGGAGAAGGUUAUCGUUCAUGAACAUUACCGUGAAACUCCGGCCGCGGUUUACAAUGACAUUGCUUUGCUGAAGCUGAAAGGGGCCGAAGGUCACUGUGCCAAAGAAACACAGUUUGUGAAGACGGUCUGCCUGCCCAAUUCGACGUUUCCGGACGGGACCGAGUGCACCAUAUCUGGAUGGGGAGCCACCGAAACAUCCAACUACGGCUCAAACCAGCUGCUGGACGCGAAGGUGCAGCUCAUCCCCCAGCAGCGCUGCGUGUCUCCAGAGGUUUACGGCCCCGUGGUGGACAGCGCCAUGUUCUGCGCGGGCUACCUGCAGGGCGGAGUCGACUCCUGCCAGGGGGACUCCGGGGGCCCGCUGGUGUGCGUGAAAGACCAGGUCCACUACGUCUACGGCCUGGUGAGCUGGGGCGACAGCUGCGCCAGGCAGAACAAGCCCGGAGUCUACACCCGCCUCACCCACUUCAGCGGCUGGAUCAACUCCCAAAUCGACAAGGCGUAGCCAGCCGAUCGGCCCUCCUCCGCGGGAGAGCGCCGCUCCCUGUGCCAGUAAAUAAAUGAGAAAGACCA
Molecule: messenger RNA, 2076 nt
Organism: Anguilla rostrata (American eel)
Lineage: Eukaryota; Metazoa; Chordata; Actinopteri; Anguilliformes; Anguillidae
Product: hyaluronan-binding protein 2-like
Exons: 13
Coding region: 56-2008 (650 amino acids)
Biological process (GO): proteolysis
Molecular function (GO): calcium ion binding; serine-type endopeptidase activity
Source: RefSeq, a predicted model, not a curated record